GCGAGGAGCUGAAUAGAUAUGGUGGUUUAUAUGUCAGCAGGCAUCCACAGCUGAAAAUUAGGAUGGUUGAUGGCAGUAGCCUGGUUGUGGCUGUGAUACUAAACAGUAUUCCAAAAGAGACAACCCAAGUUCUUCUUAGAGGCAAACUCACAAAGGUUGCUGUUGCCAUUGCCUUUGGUUUGAUCCAGAGGGGUAUAAAGGUUGCUACAUUACACCAGGACGAGUACUGGGAGCUCACUAAAUCAUUAAGUGAAUCUGAAUGCCGGUUGGUCUUCGAAAAAACCUAUGCUCACAAGAUUUGGUUAGUGGGAAACGGAUUAAGGGAGCAAGAACAGUUGAGUGCACCGAAAGGAACAAUAUUUGUUCCCUUCUACCAAUUCCCACCAAAAAAGUUGCGAAAAGACUGUUACUAUCAUUGUACUCCAGCCAUGAAGAUCCCCAAGUCUCUUGAGAAUGUUUACUCUUGUGAGAACUGGUUGCUAAGGAGGGUGAUGAGUGCGUGGCGUAUAGCUGGGAUAGUACAUGCAUUGGAAGGUUGGAAUGACCAUGAGUGUGGUUAUACCAUGUCCGAUAUUGACAAAGUUUGGCAAGCUACUCUUCGACAUGGCUUUCAGGCUCUGAUCCCCACCACUACUACUUAAACCAUAUAUGGACUACUGUACUCUUCAGUCUGGAUUGUAUGUAUGUUAUAUAUGAUGCAGUACCUCUUAUAAUUUUGUAAUAAUUUCUGCCUUCUAGUUGGGCUAUGCUUGCUGGCAGUUAAUCCUUCUAUUUUAUUUUAUUUUAUUUUUUUUGAGAAGAUAAGAGAAGAGAAGAAAUUUCAUUGAUCUAAUAUAUUACAACAAUGGAGAUGACUAUGUAAAAUCUUAACUACUCCAACUAGAAAAGAUGACCUACUCAUAUCCCUAAUGUAGAACCGGUGGUUACAGAUAUCAUGAGUCGAUAGAGGCUCAACUCUAGCCACAUGAAUUACCCUCUCAUCCGGGCUAUAGACAAUCAACUUAUCUCAGGAGUCCCGAUACAUCCUUACAACCAACAUCAAGAAGAGACUGACCACUUCCAACACAACAUACUAAAAUUGCCAGUAUACAUGUAGGGGGUCUCCCCAUUACAUUCGAUAAGAACACACCGAAAUGAGAACAAAUAACCCAGUUUCAGAUCUCGUACCCACAAGGCCUCCAACCAUCGCCACCCGCCAACCCACCCUCUAGAGCCACCGCUGCAAAGCCUCCAUAAGCCUGAGACCAUCAACCACUGCCUACCUUGAUGAAUUACUCCAUGUCCCUACUGAUCCUGGAGGUUCCACCGCGCAAUACUGCCACCUCGAAUCAGGUCAAACAAAAAAAGCCCACACGACCUUUAGAGGAUGAACUAUGCCGAAAGAGAAUAACCGUCCAAAUUAAGCAACUCUGACUCAAAUAACGCCACACAACAGAUGAUCCAGAUGCCCAUCCGGCUACACCCGCCACACGCUGACAAGGCAUAAUGCCAACUUGAUGUGGGGAGGCCGCCAUCAAUUGAUUAUUCUAUGCUUUAUAUGAACAUCAAUUAAUGAAUAAAUUUAGUUGUCUAUGUAAAAUAAUCUACAUACAUAUUAUGUAAAAUAAUUUAGUUGACUAUAAUUAUCUACCAUACUUCAUGUGUUCGAUCUCAAGAUUGUAUUUUUUUGUUUAUUGAAGAAAAUGAGGAAUAAAAUA
This is a messenger RNA of Rosa rugosa (rugosa rose), 1697 nucleotides long. Its product is annotated as protein CER1-like 1. Lineage: Eukaryota; Viridiplantae; Streptophyta; Magnoliopsida; Rosales; Rosaceae. The coding region runs from base 63 to 641 and encodes 192 amino acids. The transcript has 4 exons. The record is from RefSeq and is a predicted model, not a curated record.